Paraglomus occultum is the source of this 686-nucleotide messenger RNA. NCBI's taxonomy places the organism in Eukaryota, Fungi, Glomeromycota, Glomeromycetes, Paraglomerales, Paraglomeraceae. The record is from the annotation of a GenBank genome assembly.
GAGAUAUUUUACAGCUCAAGGCCCGACACUUCGCACAGUUGUUAGAAAUUGAAAAUUUUACUGCAUCAAACGGUUGGUUACGUGGAUUUAAACGAAGAUUUCAAAUACGUCAAUAUGUAAAGCAUGGUGAAAGCCGAAGUGCCCCUUUGCAUACUCUUGAAGAUGAACGUAUGCGGUUACGUGAGAUAAUGGGAGAAUAUGAUUUAAACGAUGUUUUUAAUAGUGAUGAGACUGAUCAAACUGAUAACGAUAUGAAUGAAUUAGAAUAUGAAUGCCUCCAACACCUAAUUAAUGAACUCAAUACUAACAAUCCAAUGAAUGCUGUAGAAUUUGUUUCUUUCGAUAAUGACAUACAGACUCGAGGAAUGACGGACGAAGAAAUUGUUAGUUCUGUUCAAUCGAUGUCUAAAGAUACAGAGAGUGAUGGCGAGGAAGAGAUAGAGACUGUUUCCAUAAAGAACGCGUUAGAAAGCUUGAAUAAUGUGUUCAAUUUUCUCGUUCAUCCACCCGCAGGUUUUAAUUGCGAUGCAAGUACUGUAUCAACAAGCCAGAAUUCUCAGUUUGAGACCACAUUUGUCGGCACAAUAACACAUUUAUCUCUACUCCAGAAAAAUUUCGACGGAAUUGUAUACGGCAAACAAGUACUAGUACUGAAGGGAGGAAGUAGGUACUCAUGUUGGAUUUAA